AUGACCGCCGAACCACCCACUAAGAAAAAGUGCUUGGGAGUAGACUGUGAAAAUGAUGCCUCUGCCCUACAAUGCCCUACAUGUUUGAAGAUAGGAAUCAAGGACAGCAACUUCUGCUCGCAAGAUUGCUUUAAGAAGAAUUGGAAUGAUCACAAGGCACUGCACAAGAUCGCGCAGGGCAAGACUACCAACGGUAUACUUGACCAUAUUCGAACUCCAAAGGUCGUCUCUAAACCUGAUCCAGCUACCGGCUUUUAUAAUCCAUUCCCCGCCUUCUCGUAUACCGGAUCGCUGCGUCCUGUCUAUCCAUUAUCGAAACCACGCCCAGUCCCCAAGUCGAUACAGCAUCCCGACUAUGCUGAUACGGGCUACCCUAAGAGCGAGCGAUUUAUCAACAGGAAUAAGAUCGACCUACUCGAUGCCAAGGGACAAGAGGCUAUGCGUAAGGUGUGUAGGUUGGGGCGAGAAGUUUUGGAUAUUGUCGCGGCCGAAGUGAAACCUGGUGUCACUACCGAUUACCUCGACGAAGUCUGUCAUAAGGCUUCCGUAGAACGAGAGUGUUAUCCGUCUCCCCUUAACUACAACAACUUUCCUAAAUCUAUCUGUACAUCGGUCAACGAAGUCAUCUGCCACGGCAUUCCGGAUCAACGGGUAUUAUUAGACGGCGAUAUUAUCAAUCUUGAUGUUUCGCUCUACCACGGGGGCUACCAUGCGGAUUUAAACGAGACAUAUUACGUGGGCGACAAAGCUAAGGCUGAUCCCGACUCAGUCCGGGUAGUCGAAACGGCUCGAGAAUGCCUAGACGAGGCAGCCAAGCUUAUAAAACCGGGAACUCUAAUACGAGAGUUCGGUAACAUUAUUGAGAAGCAUGCCAAGUCGAAAAACUGCAGCGUUAUCAGGACGUAUUGCGGCCACGGAGUUAAUUCCCUGUUCCACUGCCCGCCCAACGUGCCUCAUUAUGCGAAGAAUAAGGCCGUGGGAGAAUGUAAACCUGGUAUGACUUUUACCAUUGAACCUAUGAUCGCGCUGGGCAAGUAUCGGGACAUUACCUGGCCGGACAACUGGACAAGCACUACGAUCGACGGCAAGAGGACCGCUCAGUUUGAGCACACUUACUUAGUCACCGAAACUGGAGUGGAAGUAUUAACGGCGCGAACGGAAAGCUCGCCUGGCGGACCUAUACCGAUACCGAACACUGAAAUCGCAGCAGACGGUAGCGCAUAG
This is a messenger RNA of Daldinia childiae, 1224 nucleotides long. RefSeq names its product Methionine aminopeptidase 1. Gene Ontology annotation, biological process: proteolysis. Lineage: Eukaryota; Fungi; Ascomycota; Sordariomycetes; Xylariales; Hypoxylaceae. The transcript has 4 exons. Gene Ontology annotation, molecular function: metalloaminopeptidase activity. The record is from RefSeq and is a predicted model, not a curated record. Bases 1 to 1224 code for a protein of 407 amino acids.